CGAGAACAGAACUAGUGAAUGAUAUGAAACUGAACGCCCAGAUCCACCCAGAUGGCAGUACCUCCCAGUACGCCUUUCACCCCGCCUACGGCCAGGGAACCGCUGGCAGAUGGCCAAAGACAGAGACUUGGAAGCGGGGGAAGAUACUCGGAUCGGGAUCAUUCGGGGUAGUCUGGGUUGAACAAUGUGUUAGGAGUCAAGGGCCGGCCCGGCUGCGAGCUGUGAAGAUGAUUAAGAAGGAGCACGAUCCUUCCAAACAGGUCUACUGCGAUCAAGAGCUUGAAGCUGUGGCGAAGUUUUCUCAACCGAAGUACUCACAUCUAUUUGUGACAUCGUUCGGGUGGUUCGAGAACUCAGAAGCUAUCUUCAUUACCAUGGAACAUAUCGAUUUGAGGGACCUUCAAAGACACCUGAAGGGCCCAAUCCCGGAACCUGAAGUACAGCAAAUCUGCUUUCAACUUUUGCAGGGGAUUCAAUGUCUGCAUGAUAAUAGAUUUGUCUAUCGAGAUCUCAAACCUCAGGUAGGUAGAGGACCUAGAUGGCACGUCAAAAUCGGCGAUUUCGGAAUCAGCAAACGAUACAACGAAAGUGGUGCUUUGCAAACGAAGGCCGGAACGAAUCUUUACCUCGCACCUGAAGUACUUCGGAUGUAUCCUCCAGAUCGGAAGCCGCAUCCCUAUACAAAUCGUGUGGAUAUUUGGUCCCUGGGCGUGAUGUUGUUCUAUCUUCUUUCCUGCCAUUAUCCUUUCCCGAACAACAAAAGCCUCUCGUCGUAUGUUCGGAAUGCUCACUUUCCGUCAUUGAGUCUGCUGCAGUCGGUUACCCAUGAGGGGCAGAACUUUGUAAAACAUCUCUUGGCUGUAGAUGCAACGGUGCGGUUGUCUGCUAAAGAAGCCCUCGCGGAGGAGUGGCUAAGACAACCCGCCAGUCCGGUCUCAGGAAUAUCGCGGUUGGCAGUUUCCGAAAAGUUGACCCCAGCUGUUUCAAACCUAACGGACUCUACCUACAAAGCUUCGAGAGGCUGGGAUAAUGAGGAUGCUUCUUCCGCAAUGAUUGACGAGCUAACGAUUAGGGCUGUAAAGGGGCCACAGAGCAGAUCGUCAGCCCGACGAAAAUCCACAUCUGUCAAACAGGCUUCGAGAUCCGGUCCACUGGACAACUCAAACACACCUCAUAAUAAAGGACUGUCGUUACUGAACCAAAAGCAGUACGGAGAGGCUGAGAGGAUGUUCCGACAGGCCUUCGAGAUGCGCAAACAUGCUCUUGGUACCAAUCACGAAGACACCUUGGCUUCUCUUAGCUCGUUAUGCGACGCUCUUUUCGACCAGGAGAAGUACGCUGAAGCUGAAGAGGUAUACCAGGAUGUAUGGGUGAGAAGAAAGCGAGUCCUUGGGGAGAGUCACCCCGAUACCUUGAAGACAUUAUACAACCUAGGUAAUAUUGUCUACGGCAAAGAAGAGUUUGCCAAAGCCGAAGGCAUGUAUAGGAUUGCCUGGGAAGGUCAGAGGCGGGUUCUUGGGGAAUAUUGUGAAGAUACGUUGGAUUCCCUCGACGCCUUGGGUGAUGCUCUCUCCGGUCAAGACAAGUAUGUCGAAGCCGAAGAGGUGUACCGGAACGCCUGGGAAGGCCGCAGGCGGGUCUUUGGGGAAUAUUCUAAACCUACGCUGCAAUCUCUUAGUGAUCUAGGAGAUGCUAUUUCCUACCAAGAGAGGUAUGUCGAAGCCGAAGCCGUACACCGUCAAGCAUGGGAAGGUUGGAAGCAAGUUUUUGGGGAGGGUUGCAGCAAGACGUUGACUUCUCUUGACUCAUUGGCCGAGGCUCUUUGGCUCCAAGGCAAGCUUACCGAAGCCGAGAAAAUAUACCGAACAGUUUGCAAGAAACGCAAGGCAGUGCUCGGAACACACAACAUGACUGCACUUUGGACUCUUGUUGCCCUGGGCCAGGUUCUGCAAUCCCAGGAAAAGUACAACGUAGCUGAAUCAGUUUAUCGACAGGCGUGGAGGGGGCUUAAAGAAGCGUUUGGGGCAAACGACGAGUCCACACUUACCUCUCUUCUCAAGUUAGCCCAGGCCAUUGAAGGCCAGGAGAAUUACCCCAAAGCUGAAGCAGUCUAUCGAGAGGUUUGGGAGGGCCGUAAAGAACUACAUGGGGCAAAUCACGAGGAUACGUUUCAGUCUCUUGAGUGCAUAAUCUUUUGUCUCUUUCAGCAGGACAGUUACGCCAAUGCUGAAAGACUACAACGUCAGCUUUAUGAGAGUCGCCGGGAAGUCCUUGGAUCAAGACACGAGGACACCCUUACCUCUCUUCAUGCCCUAGGCCUAUUUCUAGAGUUUCAGGGAAAGUAUACCGAGGCUGAAACUGCAUUCCGGGAAGCUUGGAAAGGGCGCAGUGAGAAUUUGGGUGCAAAUCACAAAGACACUCAAGAAUCUCUUCGGUGCUUGCGUGACACGCUUCAUGAAACCUCACCAUUGCCAAAAUCGACAGACAAGAGUAAGGGCAAGAGUAAGCGCAGCUUAUGGAAACGUCUGAGCUCAUUUUGGGGAUAAUGCAG
Aspergillus sclerotioniger CBS 115572 is the source of this 2551-nucleotide messenger RNA. RefSeq names its product kinase-like protein. NCBI's taxonomy places the organism in Eukaryota, Fungi, Ascomycota, Eurotiomycetes, Eurotiales, Aspergillaceae. Gene Ontology annotation, biological process: protein phosphorylation. The transcript is spliced from 3 exons. The coding region runs from base 24 to 2546 and encodes 840 amino acids. The record is from RefSeq and is a predicted model, not a curated record. Gene Ontology annotation, molecular function: protein binding; ATP binding; protein kinase activity.